This is a messenger RNA of Salarias fasciatus (jewelled blenny), 702 nucleotides long. Its product is annotated as regulator of G-protein signaling 9-binding protein. The record is from RefSeq and is a predicted model, not a curated record. The coding region runs from base 1 to 702 and encodes 233 amino acids. The transcript has 4 exons. NCBI's taxonomy places the organism in Eukaryota, Metazoa, Chordata, Actinopteri, Blenniiformes, Blenniidae.
AUGAGCCGCUGGCGCCGGUCGGUGGACGAGCUGGCGGCGCGGCGGCGGCAGCAGGCGGAGUGUGAGCGCGCUCAGGACGCCCUCGGCCGGGUCACUUCCUGUUUCCAGCAGCUGGCGGCGUCGCUGGGCAGCUCGGCCGACGGAAGCUUCCUGAGAGACGAGCUGGACGAGACCAGAGCCGUGGCUCACCGGAUCUGCCGGGGUCUGGCUCGCCGACUGUUGCGCCUGUUGUCAGACUGUGACUCCACCCCUUCUGGUGUGGAGGAUAGACGGGUGUCGGAGCGUCUUUGGGUUCUCUUCCUGUCGGCUCUGGAGAACUUCCUGUCUGACCUCCAUAAAGCCAGCGACCUGAUUGGCCAGUUCCCGCUGACUCAGCGCUGCGAUCGGCGCUCAUUGGUCAACACAGGGUGCGUGGACGGCGUGGUGGGCGUGGCUUCCAGGGUGGCGUCGGUCCAGGUGCCGUGGCUCACCUUGGAGGAGGAGUCUCGCCCUGAUCUGACCAAUCACAUGGCGGGCCUGGAGGUCAUGCUGGCGGAGAUGCAGCUGAAGGUUCCUGUUGCAUUCUGGUCCGUGGAAGCGACCCAGCCGGCGUGGGCCGAAGCCGCGGGCGACCCCGACGACCCCGACGACAGCCUGGAGCGCCUGAUGGAGGUGCAGCUCCCCAACCGGCAGCUGGCGGCGUGCUGCUGCUGGCCGGCGUAA